Molecule: messenger RNA, 3379 nt
Organism: Symbiodinium pilosum
Lineage: Eukaryota; Dinophyceae; Suessiales; Symbiodiniaceae
Source: the annotation of a GenBank genome assembly
GCUCUUGGCGAUGCUUUCGGUCGCGAACUAUUUGAAGAAGCCUCGGCGCGGUGAGCCACCGCCCAGUGAUGUAGGGCCAGGGUCCCCCACCGAAGUCGGUUCGGGGGUUGUGCAAUGCCUGAGAGUGAAGGGUUUUUGCGUCAUCAACCAUGCCGUCUCAGAGCAGAUGGUCGCAAGUGCAGCCGCCGAACUGGACGCCCAGGAAUGGUAUCAGCCUGCAGUCCUGAUCCAGGAAGGCCUACUCGGCGUGGAGGGCUCCAAUCGAAUUGCCAAAAUGGCAUCAAUCGACUUUCCUGAAAGCAGCAGCGAGCAGUUUCAGGAUGGCCUUGCAGGCAUAGAUUUUGCGAUGUGGAAGCUUGCAGAGGCUGUCGGCCCCUUCCAAGAUGAGCUCGGCUUUCGAUGCUGUGGUCGCAGCGUGGGGUUCCUGCAUCAGGCUAGCGAUCCCGAUCUCGAAGAAGCAGAGCUUACAGACCAAGAAGCCAGCGACUGGAGCGCCAUUUUUACGAGCAGAAAGAUCCUGAUCAUGGUAUGCUUAGGCCCUGGCAAGGGAACUCUCGAGAUGCAGCCGUACGAUGAUGAGGCAAAUGUCUCCGAGAUCACCACCGUUCCUGGUCUCGUGGUCGCUCUCCGCACCGAUCAGCUUUCCUUCAAGUUCUUCUGCAGAGGAAGGGAGGCCACGCAUGUGGCAACCUCCUUCAUGCUCCAGAAUGACAUCUUGCGAAUGCACAGAAACAAGUUGGAGGCACAUCUCACUCCACCUGCCCAAGAAUUGGAUCAGUGGAUUGACCAGCGCCUGCGGGAGAUUAAGGAGAUGGAGCCUGAGGAGCCAACAGAAGAUUGGACUGCAAAGGGCGAUGUGCCCAGGAACUUCAUCCACGCCGCCAACCGAACCUGGUUUAAGCGACAGACCACCGUUUGCAGGGGUGCUGCAGCCAGGUUGCCAGUCACCUGGGAGCCAGAGGUAUUCUUCCUGGGCUUGACAGCAGGAGCUGACACAGUCAUUGAAGUCCCAAUCAUGCGAUGGGAGCAUGACACAGUGUAUGACCCUUCCCCUGAUGCUUGGAAGAAGGAUCCGCCCAAGACAAAUUGCAGGCAUGCAUCCUUUGUCGAUGGGGUGGACCUUUUCGAUAACAAGCUUUUCGGACUGUCCCUCGCAGAGGUCAAGGGUAUGGACCCUGGCCAGCGCUUGGUGCUGGAAACCACGUAUGAUGCCCUCUACAGGAGCGGCAUGAGGAAAAACACGCUGAUCAACUCCACUGUCGGUAUGUACGUGGGAACAUCAAUGAGUGAGUGGAACUCUGCGGAAAAAGCUGCUGAUGUUGGCAUUUUCGGUGCCACGGGAGGAGCCCCCAGUAUCACUGCUGGACGUCUGAGUUUCUGUCUUGGAUGCAAAGGGGCCAGUUUAGCCAUUGAUACGGAGGCCGCAUCUGGUUUAUCUGCGACCUUCUGGGCCGCAGAGUCCGUCGAAAAGAAGGGCGCUGGCCACAUCCAGGAAAUGGCCUGCGGCAUUGGCGUGCAUCUUUGCCUUGCCAAGGCUUGGUGGCCAGCGCACACAGCGGCUGGCUUUCUGUGCCCCGGGGGCCGUUGCUUCACUUUUGACGCGAGCGCACAGGGCCACGUGAGGUCCGAAGGUGUCGGCACGGUGGUGCUGAAAUGCCAAGAGAAGAUGGAUGGCCAGGAGGAGAAGGAUGACCAGCCAUCAGUUGGAACAAUUGUUGGCGGCGCCACGCAAAACAGCGGGAAGAGCGCUGGAAUGACAGCUCCCUCCGGCCCUGCAGAGCAGGCUGUGCUGGUGGAGGCAUGCAGAAAGUCUGGCAUCACGACACUGGAUGUGGAUGUCGUGGAGUGCCAUGGAUCCGGCCGCUUCAUCGCCGAUGCAAUCGAGGACAAGCAAUUUGGUAUGGAUGACAAGGGCCUGGCUGGCCUUCUGACCUUCCAAGCUUACCAAAGUCGUCGGGAAGUUCACUGCUUCUCCUUGCCGGGGCUUUCGUCCCGACAGCAGUUGGGUUGGAGCGGUCAGCGGUCUGCUAGGUCCGUUGCCUGUGUGGGUAACAGAGAGUUGGUUCGAAUCGCCACCCUGAUCAACAAGCUUGUGGAUUUGGAUGGAUGGGACGAAGAUCAGGAGCAGGAGCUGUUCGAGCUCUCUGUGUCUACUUGCCUCGAGGUGAUCUGUCGAGGUCUGGCACCGCCACACUACGACAUGCUGCACACUCCAAAGGGCCUGCUCGGCGAGAAAUCCGUGGCCCUCUUGACCGCGAACUUGGUGCAGCUUUGCCAACGAGAAUGUACCUUCCCGUACAUGGAUGAGCAGGACAAGAUGCGGACUAUCCGAGCUGUCAUCUGGGUGAUUGUUGGGGCCUUGCAGCCUGGACGAACCUUGCGCUCCUACACCAAGGAAUUAUGCCGAGAUGAGGAGUCCACACAAUCUGUAGUGGUGGAGGUCUUCAUUGAGGGAGCUAUGGAUGUCUUCUUCGAUAGCGAGAUGCGGCGCUCGCUGAUCCAGGACCUGAAGUCCCACAUCCCUGACGUUCCACUCGUGCCGUUCCUCUUCGAGAACAUUGCUGAGUUCUUGAUGGCCACUUUCAGUGACACCCUCCACGAGACGCUCAAGGAAGCGUACUUCAUCUUUGUGGAUGCGCGAAAGAACCGGGAGGAUCUGCCAGUGCUGCCGACGGUCCUUGCCGGUGACCUGCAGCUGCAGGAGAGGUUGUUGAUGCAGUACAUCGGCAGACCCUUCAUGGUGCAACUACGCCGGAUUUUGAUCGAUCGCCUCCUAGAAGACAACGAGAAGAGCUUGCCGCUUUUGUCUAGGCUCUCCCUGAGGAGGCAGGCUUUGGUCUUGGGUCGCUUCGUGGAUCUGCUCUUCCGGGCCCUGCCAGGACUGGCAAAGAUUGAGGAUACCGUGCAACCGUUCCACAGGUACAUGCACGACAGCAAGCGAGGCUUGCAGCUGCACGCACCGGCUCAUCCUUCACGAGUUCACGUGGAUCUGGUGGAGCUGGACGACAUCAGCACUGCUUGGCACAAGCAGGUACGAGAGUCACUUGGAAGGUGGCGGGAUGCCUUUGCGAGGACUCGGCAAUCUGGCACCAUGGAGGAGAUGCUGAAGACCAACAUGCUAAGCAGAAGCGACAGCCGGGCAAGUUCUGGACUGGCACGAGGCAGAACCUUUGAUUGCCUAGAUCUUGAGAACCAGGAAUUCGCGUUUGGCACCCCCAGCAUCACUGGCGCCGCCUAUUUCAGACAGUACGAGACUGAGCUAGAGGAAUUCCGGGGUACUAAUUCCCCCAUGGCCACCUGUGUCGACCCAGUCUCGAAUCCAGGCAUUAGCCCAAACAACUUGGCAGGCUCGCCCAGCAAAAAUUCGAUGCAGGUUUAG